AUGACCGAUGGUGUUAAAAAACGCCCGCAUUCUGAAGUCAGGGAUGAUUCGUUCUCGUCCAUUCCUGAUGAAGAUGAUGAUCUAAAUACGUUGGACACCCGUGCUCUUCUUAGACGUGUUUUGUCCGACAACAAAGCCAUCAAACAAGCUCAUGCUGAGCUUGAACUUCGUUUUGCCGACCUCAUCAAGCAAAAUGCCACACUUAUCGCCCAAUGUACGCUCCUGAAUGCAGAGAACCAAGUGCUCCUAGCGGAAAACAAGACUCUCAAGCUGUCCUUUCCGAUAAGUUCAACCUCUCUGCCAUCUACAGCCAUUCCUCAAGACCAGCCGUCUUCGGUUCCCGAAAUUGUUAAAUUGUCUUCACGUGUCAAACUCUCCAGAGAAGUCGCUUCUAUGAACCAGAAAAGUUACCUGGCCGUUGUUGAACGCCUCGACGACUCCAAAGACAAAAAACAAGACGACUCCGACAAAUCUUUCAUCAACGACGUGUGCAUCGAAGCCGAACUGCCCUGUCCGAUUGAAGUAUUCCGACAUGAAUGUGACUCCAAACGUCGACCUCUAAAAAUCAAGUUUGAAUCCACACGGGUUCGUGAUCUAUUUAUCCGUCGUUUCCGGCAUACACUUGAAAACAUGCCGUUUUCACAAAAAAUUGCUCCUCGCUGCCGUAGAGAUAUGACGCUUACUGAAUUGUCCUUAUUACGCAGCUUGAGGAAAAAAGCCUAUGAAGAAAACGUUAAAGCGGGAAUUUUCAAGUUUUACGUGCGCGAUUUGGAAAUCGUUGAGUCGGACACUCCCAGACCGUUUACAGUUUGGUCUCGUGAAGAUGACGCGGCGCCAACCAAAAAGUGACGCGCCCGCCGUAAACAAGACUCCCGCGCCCGAGUCCUGUGCCAUGGAGGCAUAGGUCAAAAACUUCUUCAGCGCUUGCCGAAUACACCUCGGUCAUUUCGUCCACUCUCCCCCCCACUCCUUCCCGCCAUCCGUGGUCAAUUUGAUUCUCAUCCUCCUGAUUUACUUUCUACCCCCCGAACGGAUGGUUUGGACGUGGUUGAGCCCUUCAUAG
Caenorhabditis auriculariae is the source of this 1063-nucleotide messenger RNA. NCBI's taxonomy places the organism in Eukaryota, Metazoa, Nematoda, Chromadorea, Rhabditida, Rhabditidae. The record is from the annotation of a GenBank genome assembly.